AUGGCCGUCUCACUUCCAUAUCACGAGCCAGGCAUCGUCACAAUCCUUGUACAGGCAUCUUUCUUACUGCUCCUCAAUAUCACAAACUUCUUGCUUGAUCACGCCGUGUACUGCGGCCUUGUUGGGCAAAUAUUCAUAGGAGUUGCUUGGGGAACUCCCGGGGCGAAAUGGUUGAACACAGAGGCUGAAGAGACAGUCGUCCAGCUAGGGUAUCUGGGACUGCUGCUUUUGGUAUACCAAGGCGGACUCUCGACUUCUUUGAGAGCGCUCAAGGCCAACCUUUUCCUAUCCUCGUGCAUUGCCCUCACUGGCAUUAGUGCGCCUGUAGGACUUUCGUUCGUACUCCAAAAGCUCAGUGAUGCCACGCCUCUCCAGUCCUUCGCAGCCGGCGCAGCCUUGUGCUCUACAAGUCUGGGAACGACGUUUGCAGUGCUCCGCUCCACUGGACUUAUGAGCUCAAGGCUCGGCGUAGUGCUCACGAGUGCCGCCAUGAUGGAUGAUGUUGUUGGUCUCGUCAUGGUCCAGGUCAUUUCCAACUUGGGGCCAUACAGCGCGAGUAUCAGCGCUGUUACUAUCAUCAGACCGCUUCUAGUAUCUGUUGCUUUUGCAGUGUGCACUCCCCUUGUAUGCGUCUGUAUUGCCAAGCCGCUCACUAUCUGGUUGAACUCUCAGCGGAUGACGCACCCAAAAGGGGCUAUCAAUCUUCUUCUCAGCAAGGAGAAAGUACCAUGGAUCGUGCAUACUUGCAUAUUGAUUAGUUUUAUAGUUGGUUCGACAUAUGCUGGAACCUCCAACUUAUUUGCCGCCUAUAUUGCCGGUGCGUCUGUUAGUUGGUGGGAUUCGGAAGUGCCUCAUCGUUCUUGUGAGACAUUGUCCACCGAAAUACCGUUGCCCGGAACACCUUCUACGGAAAAUUUCUCUGCAGCGCAGAGUGAAAUCUCUGAGCAUUUAGAAACAAAUAACACAGAGACUCCUGAGAAUAUUGCCUCAGAGCCUAGGAAAGCAAGUUCAUCCGGACAUGUCAUUUUUGAGAAGUAUUACCUGCAGCCCCUUGAUAGGAUUCUAAAGCCAUUCUUUUUUGCUUCCAUUGGCUUCUCUAUUCCACUCACGGAGAUGUUCGACAGUUCAAUUGUCUGGAAGGGAAUCGUAUAUACCAUUCUGAUGAUGGUUGGCAAGCUGUUGUGUGGGAUCUGGCUCCUUCGCAUACCAUUCGUAUCAUGCCCUCCCAUCAAACUUGCAGCCUUCAUGAAGCGCCCAAGAUUACAAAUGUCGCAUUUUUGGGGACGAGUUCUCGAACAGCCCAAGGUGUCUCGCGGCUCGACUUCUACACCCGCAGGCCGACCCCAAGAGUCUCCAACAUCGCAGCCAAGCCAUGAAACGACCACCCAAGCGGCAGUUCCGCACUCAGAUCUAGCGGGUGCAAAACCGCGAUCAAUUUAUCCUGCCACCAUCAUAGGCUGUGCAAUGACUGCGCGUGGAGAAAUUGGCUUUCUAAUUUCGUCAAUCGCGGAGGGCAAGAAGAUAUUCUCUUCAGCUCAAGCCGAUAACGGAAAGAAUUCAGAGAUUUUUCUAAUCGUCACUUGGGCUAUCAUGCUGUGCACAAUCAUAGGCCCCUUGUCAUUGGGGCUCAUUGUGAGGCGAGUGAGGCAGCUGCAGCAUGGUGCUGAAAUAGAGGGACGGCUUGUUCGGAAAGAUGUACUUGGGGUCUGGGGCUUACUCUGA
This is a messenger RNA of Trichoderma asperellum CBS 433.97, 1722 nucleotides long. RefSeq lists its product as uncharacterized. Gene Ontology annotation, biological process: proton transmembrane transport. The record is from RefSeq and is a predicted model, not a curated record. Lineage: Eukaryota; Fungi; Ascomycota; Sordariomycetes; Hypocreales; Hypocreaceae. Gene Ontology annotation, cellular component: membrane. Gene Ontology annotation, molecular function: antiporter activity.